Messenger RNA from Rhodofomes roseus, 1655 nucleotides. RefSeq lists its product as uncharacterized. NCBI's taxonomy places the organism in Eukaryota, Fungi, Basidiomycota, Agaricomycetes, Polyporales, Fomitopsidaceae. The record is from RefSeq and is a predicted model, not a curated record. The transcript is spliced from 3 exons. Bases 476 to 1531 code for a protein of 351 amino acids.
GUCCAAGACUCCAACGGCGCCGCCACUCAGGCUCUCAUUGUGCAACUUAGGUUCGACACAACUUACCCCUCGCACGCGAGGAGGGUCUUGUGGCGAGAUUAUUGUCCAACCCCAGACGACUCAUCGUGAUAUUGCGGAGUGGCUCAUCCCAGCCUGAGGUCUACAUCUCUCUUGUUACAACGGGAGCUUGACUCAAUGUUCACUCAGUGAAGAUAGUCGUGAAAUCGCUUUCACAGCGUAUUCUGGCCAGACUGGUGCGUACUUGUCGGACUUUGAUAUGGCUCCGUCCACGUCUGUAUAUAUGGCGUGGUAUCCUCGUGGAACCUCGCGGUAUCUCUGCGAUUGGAAAGGCUUGCGAACCGGGAUGCUUGAAUUCCGCAAUUUGAUCUGAACAAUCCCAUGAAACCAGAAUUGGAGUCACCAUACAAGUUGCUGAUUAUGCUUGUUCCAGUUAAUGUGAAUCCUUUCGGCUGGGAUGAAGUCGUACAGGGUAUUUCUAGGAGCCCCGCCAGCAAAGGACAUCAAUGAAGAUAAAACAGAGUAUCAAUGGCAGACAAUAUCCUUAGUACCCGCCAGCCAACAGGACGUCACCCUACCUGCAGCAACCAUUGAGGCUGCGAGUAGAAGGAUAUCUGCGUUAUAUGCGAAUAUCAUAUUCCAAGAAGAUGUCGAAGAAAGUCAUUUUCUAAGUGUGAUGGACGUCGCGGAAGGACUGAAGACUGAUGCCGACGCUCUUCCAGGAGAUGAGAUAACUGCCAUAACAUGGCCCCCCACAAAUGCCGAGACGCAGAAUGCGUCGAGAUUGGCUCAUACAUUUCUGCGACCUACGGACAGCAUGUCGCGGGUCCGCUCAAUGCUCGAGACGCAGGAGACACAGGGUUCUGGCUCAUACGAAUACUCGGACGCAUCCUCCGUUGGCCGAUUCCCCUCAUUCCAUUUCAGCAUCCAUACUUUGACGGGCCUAUCCCAGCUAGCGGCCUACGCACAGGCAGAAAUGCAACGGGCUGGUGCAGCUGGACGAAAGGGAUCUCGGAAAGUCUCGCUCUUAGUAGCGGUGCUUGAAGUCGAAGGCCCGGACACCAUCCGUAUCAAGAAAGGUCCAGAGGCUGGCAAGGAAGUGUAUCUCCUCAAGCUCAUCCUGGGAGACGAGGAUGGCUGCGUCUGCAAGCUCACAGCGUGGAGAGAAACCGCCGAGACCUGGGGCGGUGCAGACCCAGCGGUGACAGCUUCUAGUGUCAAACGCGGCGACAUCGUCCUCCUCGAGGACGUGCUCGCGGCCUGGGGAGGCGGCGAGUCCAAUACGAAUACUGACACCGAGAAGGGUCCUGGCAAUGCGGCCCCGGUGACACUCACUGCCUCCGCCAACGUCAAGUCUCGGUUAGAGAUCUGUUACCGCACCAUGCCUCUCAUGCAAGGCGAUACUCGUUUCCGGCCGGACCUCAGGCUAGGGUUCAGUGACGCCUCCGUGCGGAAAGUUGCUGCCGUGGUGGAAUGGUUCGAGGACAUGGCCGGUCUGACGAACCUGCCAUAGCAUCCCUCAGUACACCAGACUCAAAGGCCAGCGAGACGUAGCACCGCUAUAUGUACUGUACUCCCCCACUUUUCGCGCAAUUCAGAAUUGCUGCCCGCUGAGCUCGCACAUUGUAAGCCAGCAC